AUGGUAUCACUUCCGCGUAACGGGAUCAAAACGGCCAUGGAGAAGGAGUUGAACGCGCCUGUGCUUUGUGCUGCAUGGGCCAAAAACGGGCAUAUAAUCUGCGGUGGUGGAGGUGGCAAUCGACACAUUGGAGCCGCCAACUUUCUUGUUGUCUUGAACUUUGACGCUGAUUCCCUGCGCCUCAGUGAUCCGCUCUAUACGUUUGACACGGACGAUGAAGUUCCCAACAUUUUGGCCGUCCAUCCCAACGGAACCGACUUUAUGUGCUCCUUCAUUGCUAACCGAAGGCAGACCGAUUUUUCACGAUUAUAUGUUGUGGUCCUACUGAUCUUGUACAGACACGAUGGAAAAUUGGAGAUUUUGAGGCUCUUUUGUGACGAAGAGGAAGGGAAGCGUAUAGAAAUUGCUGCUGAUAGGGAACAACUUCAAGCUUUGAAACAUGUCAACGAGCAGUCCGCCUUGAAAUUUAGUCGGGAUGGGAGCUUUCUCGCAAUGGGUGGAAAGCUUGUUCUUGACAAGCCGCACAAGGCAGACAAAGGGAUAAGCGAUCUGGAUUUCAGGGAUAACUCUUGUCUGGCGGUGACGGUUGAUGGGCGAGCUUGCGAGCUAUGGGAUCUCACAAAGAGGUCCCAAAUAAGCACGAUUCCUCUUCCUGGAGCAACGUUUGGCCGCUUCUCUCCAGGCGAUACAAACCUUCUCCAUUUGGUAGCCCAAGGAUCGGUGCCCGACCUUCUAGCUGCAAUAUUCGCGAUUGCAGCCACCGCGGGUAUCGGGGCGCUUUGCGUGUACUUACACCAAUAA
Selaginella moellendorffii is the source of this 801-nucleotide messenger RNA. RefSeq lists its product as uncharacterized. Gene Ontology annotation, cellular component: endoplasmic reticulum membrane. Gene Ontology annotation, biological process: protein secretion. The record is from RefSeq and is a predicted model, not a curated record. Bases 1 to 801 code for a protein of 266 amino acids. The transcript is spliced from 6 exons. Gene Ontology annotation, molecular function: GTPase activator activity; guanyl-nucleotide exchange factor activity; protein binding. Lineage: Eukaryota; Viridiplantae; Streptophyta; Lycopodiopsida; Selaginellales; Selaginellaceae.